This is a messenger RNA of Lolium perenne, 648 nucleotides long. RefSeq lists its product as uncharacterized. The record is from RefSeq and is a predicted model, not a curated record. Lineage: Eukaryota; Viridiplantae; Streptophyta; Magnoliopsida; Poales; Poaceae.
AUGAUUGCAUACAAGCGCGCGGUCGACCAAGCCGGCGCUAGCUUCGCCGGCCACGUCGUCGAAUGGGUCGACCGGCGCAAGAAUGAGGAAGCAGAUGCGCUAGCCAGACUCGGGUCCAAGCGACUCCAACCUCCUCCAGGCGUUGUCCUUGAUAUCCUCAGCCACCCCUCGGUACGCGCACCUCGCGAGCUGGACAUUGCCGAGCCCCCUGCUCCCGACUCCACUCUAGUCGCACUCGCCUCCGACAGCGUCGACUGGACGGAGCCAUACCUAAGCUACCUCGAACGCCAGGUGCUGCCAAUGGAUGAAACCAAAGCACGAGCAAUCGUACGCAGGUGCAAGUCUUUCACCAUUAUCAACAAAGAGCUAUACAAGCGCAGCGUCUCGGGAGUGUUCCAGCGAUGCGUCGCCACCGACGAAGGGCGCAAAAUACUGCGCGACAUCCACGCAGGGGACUGCGGCCACCACGCAGGCGCGCGUUCCAUAGUCGCCAAAGCUUUCCGCCACGGCUUCUAUUGGCCGACAGCCCAUGAAGACGCAGUCGCGCUCAUCCGCUCGUGCGCCGGGUGCCAAAAGUAUGCAAGCCAGUCGCACAUGCCGGGAUCAGCACUGAAGACCAUCCCCCUCACCUGGCCAUUCGACGUCUAG